UCUGGAAAUGGAAACUUGGUUACUUUAAAUUUUAUUUAGAAUUAUUAAUGUGGCCCGUAACGUUGCAACUUGGAAAAAUGUUGGGAAACGAUUGUGAUAACGAACUGACACGUGAUGAAAAAAGACCCUUACUUACCAAAAUCCGGCAUGAAGCACAAAAAUUGUCCAUUAAAGGCUCCAUCCUACUUCAUACUUUUGUAAUUUUCUUCGGGAUCAGUUCGUGGCUUGGAGUGAAUGCGACUUACAUUCAACUUCCCUUGUUGGUGACAACGGCUCCGGAGCAAUGGUCUCUUCCGUCGUUCAUCGUGAUCGUGAUUCAACUCGGAAAUGUCGGUGCCCUUGCGUACAGUUUCCUGCAAAAAUGGAUCAAAGAUGCGACAGCGAUAACGAUCGUACUGGCAUUAGGCAUGAUCGCGUCGCUGCUAUUUACAUUCACGUACAACCAAACGGCAUUUCUCUUUGGCAAAGAACGGAGUGUGACGUUGCUCGUUCUUAUCUUCGUUUUCGCGAUCGUUGGGUGUGUCAGUUCCGUGCUGUUUCUGCCGUACAUCGGAAAGUUCAAGGAAGUUUAUCUCGUUACGUUUUUCAUUGGCGAGGGAUUGAGCGGGCUACUUCCGAGUCUUGUGGCUUUACUUCAAGGCGUUGGCGGCGAUCCUGUUUGCGGUAAAAAUGGAACGAUUUUGACGCCUCCUCAACCGGCUUUUGGGGUUCAAACGUAUUUUGGAUUUGUUUCGAGUAUUUUUCUACUGAGUGUCGUUUCGUUCUUGUGUUUGCAUUUGAUGCCACACUUUAAUGGCGAACGAGUGCAACAUUUUACGGAAAUUGAUGAUUCUUACAAUGCGACAAAUACGAGGACUUUGUCGAGAUUCAACUAUGUGUAUUGCCUCGUGCUGCUGGGCGUCGUUUGUAUGUUCACGAAUGGCCUGUCGCCAAGUAUUCAGAGUUAUUCGUGUUUGCCAUAUGGGAGCUUUGCAUAUCAUUUAACCGUCACCUUAACCUCAAUCGUGAAUCCAACGGCGUAUUUUGUCGCUUAUUUCAUCCCACAUAAAUCAAUACGCAUUAUUACCGGUCUGGCACUUGUGAGUGUCGUUUUUGUGGCAUAUGUGUUUGCUACAGCAUUAAUUACUCCCACGCCGUUUGCAGGAACGACAAUUGGAGCCUUUCUUGUGGUAACUUCAUGGGUCUUCCUCGUGGCGAUUCAAAGUUUCAUCCGUUUAGCAAUUACGGCAAUUUUUCGCGACAUCGCAGGACGUUCUCUCAUCUGGAUUGGCAGCGUCACGCAAUUAGGAUCCUUCAUCGGGUCAUUAUUGGCAUUUGUCUUAAUUAACUUUACCGAACUAUUUAGACAAAUAGACCCGUGUGCCAUGCCAUUGCCAAAACAAUGAAUUUCCAUUUGAAAAUUUCGGUUAAAAACAAUAAAUGUAAAAUUUUUGCGAAAAUUUAUCCCCAUUCACCGCACAAUAAAUCUCUGCAUAAAUUAUAAAUCAAUACAAAUUAAACAAAGAAAUGUCGGAUUUACUCUGCAGACCGCCACACGAACGCGCAUAUACGACAAAAAUUCAUCCUGCUGGGAUUUGUAAUUAAUUGGUUUUUUGUUUGUCAAUUGGAUCACAAAUAAUAAAUGGAAUAAGGUAUGCCACUGUGCCAAUUAUUAUUUUACGUUUUUUUUUUUCGGCAUGUGCGCCACAAUACAAUAUUAUUUGUCAAUAUCCAAUUUAAUUGUAUGUUAAUUUUGUAAUAAUAAAAGUUAAUGUUUAAAAUGCAUGUAAUGCACUCGCUCGUUCGUUCGUUCAUCGGAUGCCACACACGUACCUACUCAAAAAUUAACAAGGAUUUAUUUUUGUAUAUUUUAUCGCGGGACAAAAUUAUUAUUAUUAUUAAUAUUUAAUUAAAUAUAAGAGUGUUACAAUAAUUAUUAUUUAUCCGUAUUUUGUUGUAAUAUUUUUCGAUAUGAUGUUUUUGAUAAUUAGACACAAAAUUAUU
Molecule: messenger RNA, 1983 nt
Organism: Culicoides brevitarsis
Lineage: Eukaryota; Metazoa; Arthropoda; Insecta; Diptera; Ceratopogonidae
Product: solute carrier family 52, riboflavin transporter, member 3-B-like
Exons: 3
Coding region: 48-1385 (445 amino acids)
Biological process (GO): riboflavin transport
Cellular component (GO): plasma membrane
Molecular function (GO): riboflavin transmembrane transporter activity
Source: RefSeq, a predicted model, not a curated record